GUUUAGAAAGAAAAUUUGUUAAAUGUUGUUAAAUGUUGUUAAAUGUUGUUAAAACGUUAAUAAGUGUUGCUCCCGAAAACGCAUAAAGGAAGACAAGGUCGAUGAUUCUUGAGAGAAUAUUCUAGCCGUGCGUGACUCAUGUGAAUGCAUUACCUUUGGAUGUGCGUCAUUUUUAGACCAGGCGUGGGUUGUGGAAAUUACCUGUGAAGAAAAUAGAAAUUCAGUGCUUUCUUAUUCAUCUUAACAGCGUUCCUACUGGCUCAUUGUCUUCCAAAUGCCAUAUUUCUUGAUCCAUCUUUAUUUGUUCUUGGUUGAUUUUGCGAUGUUAAACAACAAACCUCAGUGGUAUAUUGAGUGGGAAGAUGAGAGAUACACGUGUACCAGUGAACAACAGAAAAAUGUUGCUAUGGCCAGUAAAUUCAACAUUCCUAGGGAUGGAGAAACAAGAUUUGGUUUAUUUCCGCCCUUGAUCGUGAUCUUGAUAAAUAGAAACAAUUGGAGAAUUGUGCAAUCAAAAUCAAAAAAUAAGAAAAUUCUACAAUUAGUAGUGUUACACAAACUAUCAAAGAACUUAUUUCUCUAGAACAGAUUUCAAAUUCCUUUGGAAUGUCUCUUGUUCCAAUGAUGUUCCGUGACUGGUGGGACGAUUUCGACACUCCACUACGCAGCUCACGGCUGCUGGAUCAGCAUUUCGGUACCGGACUUCGUGCUGAUGAUCUCUUUUCGUCACUAUCCACCCGCACCCCAACCUCUCCACUGCUGCGCUCCGGCUACUACCGACCAUGGCGUAACACUGCUCUCGCCCGUCAGGAUUCCGGUUCCACACUGAACCUCGACAAGGACAAAUAUCAGAUCAUUCUCGAUGUGCAGCAGUUCACGCCGGAGGAGAUCACAGUGAAAACCACCGAUCGGUGCGUCGUCGUUGAGGGAAAGCACGAGGAGAAACAGGACGAGCAUGGUUACGUUUCACGUCACUUCACACGUCGUUAUAUGCUGCCAAGUGGACACGAUCCAAUGGACGUUGUCUCGACACUCUCCUCGGACGGUGUUCUGACGGUGACGGCCCCGAAGAAAGCUCUUCCCGCUUCCAACCCAGAGCGGAGUGUUCCAAUCCAGCAGACCGGCCAACCGGCCAAAGAACAGAGUGAACCGAAGAUUGAGCAGCCGAAGUGAGGGAAAUGCGGGACUCAACAUCUGGAUGAGGAACACAACUGAAUGAUGCUUUUAUGUUGUAUUGUUCGUAUUGAAGUAUUAGAUGCUUUUGUUAUUAUGGUAAACAACAUUUUUAUAGACAGGCUUUAUUGUUUUUUUUUUCAGUUCAGUAUGAUAAUAUAUUAAUUUAAAGAUGUGUCUGAGCCUAAACAGUAAAUGUCAAUUGUAUAAUUCACUGCUGUACUCUCUACCAAAAUACAUGAAAUAGUUUCAAUAAAAGCGAUAGGUCCUUAGUAUCUCUAAUUCAUAAAAUUCA
Toxorhynchites rutilus septentrionalis is the source of this 1468-nucleotide messenger RNA. It is a transcript of the gene l(2)efl, whose product is annotated as protein lethal(2)essential for life. The transcript is spliced from 4 exons. The coding region runs from base 607 to 1173 and encodes 188 amino acids. Gene Ontology annotation, molecular function: protein folding chaperone. Gene Ontology annotation, biological process: response to heat; protein refolding. NCBI's taxonomy places the organism in Eukaryota, Metazoa, Arthropoda, Insecta, Diptera, Culicidae. The record is from RefSeq and is a predicted model, not a curated record.